AUGACUAAAAUGGCCGAGGAACAAUGGCGUUCUGGGGUGAUACUCAGGCGUAAUCGCCCUGGUUCUUCAGCGAAGGAUUUUCGUCGGUGGCCCGAUGAACCUUUCGAAGAGAUGGAUAGUACUUUGGCUGUACAACAAUUUAUACAACAAACAAUAAGACGAGAUCCUGCGAAUUUGGAAGCGAUUCUUAAAAUACCCGAGGCACAGGAUGACGGUGUUUGGAAAUACGAACAUUUGAGACAAUUUUGUAUGGAGCUAAACGGAUUGGCAGUAAGAUUACAAAGCGAGUGCAAACCCGAAAUAUGCACUCAAAUGACAGCAACGGAACAGUGGAUAUUUUUGUGUGCUGCUCACAAAACACCAAAAGAGUGUCCAGCUAUUGACUAUACAAGACACACACUUGACGGUGCUGCAUGUUUAUUAAACAGCAAUAAAUAUUUUCCAAGCAGAGUCAGUAUAAAAGAGUCUUCUGUAGCAAAACUGGGCUCUGUAUGCAGAAGAGUGUAUAGAAUAUUUUCUCAUGCUUAUUUCCAUCACAGAGCAAUAUUUGAUGCAUUCGAAAAGGAGACCCAUUUGUGUAAACGGUUUACAUAUUUUGUAACGAAAUACUCGAUUAUAUCUAAAGAGAUACUUAUACUGCCAAAACUUGAAGAUGAAACUCCGAUUGCUCAGCAACCCGGAGAAUCUGAAGCUUAG
Molecule: messenger RNA, 696 nt
Organism: Danaus chrysippus (African queen)
Lineage: Eukaryota; Metazoa; Arthropoda; Insecta; Lepidoptera; Nymphalidae
Source: the annotation of a GenBank genome assembly